AUGCAAGCAGGGCAACCAUUUGUGGCAGGAGAAGGCAGUUUGGCAGCAGAGUUGAGUUUGGCAGCAGGGUUGUUUUGCAGAGCAGCAGCAAGCUCGUUUAUGGUGAAGCCACACCUGAACUACGUGAAAAUCUUACAGCCAGAAGCAAAACAAAACACUCUAAAGCCUUCUAGCCGACUAACCGGACGCAGACCAAAAAAAGACAAGAUGGUUGGAUCUCACUGGACAAGCGCUGAACAAAGAGAUUACCUUGAGUCUCAAUUCAGCGAGUUCCUGAAACAGCAGCUUCAGGGUACUUUAUUAAAUUUCUGGUCUAACAUUAGCAUGGAGUUCUUACAGCGAUGGCCUGAAAUCAACGUGCUGCACCCAGACAAGUCACCUUCGGAGCUUAGUGAGGCUGAGAAUAUGGAACUGGGAAAGGCAGUUGAGGCGUGCAAGAAGCAACUUAAAAAUUGGUUCAAUUAUAGAUCUCGCAAAAGUGGUCGGUCGCAACUCAACACAAUGACGAAAUCAAUUACCAAGAUGAUCGGCAACAAGGCAAAAGGAACCCGGGUCCAUACUGAGGUGGAAAUAUUUUCCAAAAUGAACUACAAUGCUGCUGUACGGUCACAGAUCAAGGAGAAAAUCAAGUGCGGCUUGCUCGUAACUAAGAACGAGAAAUUGAUGGCAGUCAGGGAGUCAACAAAAGCGGCAUAUGAGGCCGCGCCGUUAGAAAUUCAGUUAUUAUGGAAGGCGAAGGCUGCCGAAGAACGUGAAGCCAAGGCUUCUACUAUCCUCUCCGAAGCUGCAGCAACCAGAACACCUACCAACGCGCAGUAUGCAAAGGUGCUAGAGGAGUGUAUCAGCCCAAUAUCACAAUUUUUUGAUGCGGUGAGACAACUAACAGGUUGGGAGUGGACAGUCAUUGGUGGAGGCCCCAAUCCUUGCCUUGGAGGCAUGCUUAAUGUAUUGAGCUACCACACAGGCAUGAAUCAAGCUGGCCUUACGUGGAAGCAGGCGACUUCGAAUUUCACAGACAAGCAUCUCAACCCAUACCUGAGCUAUCUUGGGACAGUUUUUACCGAGGACGACAGGAAGAAGCAUGUGUUGGACUACAUGCCCCCUGCGGAACAAGAAGAGAAUUCCUUUGAGGGCCCGACGAUGUCGGAUGUGAGCACCUCAUUGCAGGCGGCUCUCUCAUUGCCUGCAGUGACCCCGAUGAGAGUCCCCAAAAGCCUGCUGCCCUUUGACUUGCCAGGGCCCUCUUGCAUCAGCUCACAAGGACUCAACGACUCAUACUCUUGGGAUUUUGAUCCCAGCAUUUUCAGCCAACCACCCUUGUCAUUGUUACCUCGGCCUCAAACACCCACACUCCCUGCAUUUCCAUCAAUGUCAUUGGUACCUCCUUUGGCACCUCCUUUGCCUGAUACUCCCAUCACAUCGUGGAGGAAGGAGUCCAAAUUCUGGAAUCCAAUGAGUAAUUUGACGCUGACAACAUCUCCCACUGCGCCUUUGACAGUGCCAACGUUCAACUUUGACAGUUGUUCUUUCACCACUCCUGGCAUCACACAGGAAGUUCCAGUUCCUCUCCCCAUGGUAACCAGUCAUCUCUCUGACGAAGUCGCCCAUCCUGCUGCUACUACUGCAGUCCACGAUGUUCCUCUCCCCAUGGUAACCAAUUGA
This is a messenger RNA of Suillus bovinus, 1662 nucleotides long. RefSeq lists its product as uncharacterized. The coding region runs from base 1 to 1662 and encodes 553 amino acids. The transcript is spliced from 9 exons. The record is from RefSeq and is a predicted model, not a curated record. NCBI's taxonomy places the organism in Eukaryota, Fungi, Basidiomycota, Agaricomycetes, Boletales, Suillaceae.